This is a messenger RNA of Misgurnus anguillicaudatus (oriental weatherfish), 5027 nucleotides long. RefSeq names its product adrenoceptor alpha 2B (gene adra2b). Gene Ontology annotation, molecular function: epinephrine binding; alpha2-adrenergic receptor activity. The record is from RefSeq and is a predicted model, not a curated record. Gene Ontology annotation, cellular component: plasma membrane. Gene Ontology annotation, biological process: G protein-coupled receptor signaling pathway. NCBI's taxonomy places the organism in Eukaryota, Metazoa, Chordata, Actinopteri, Cypriniformes, Cobitidae.
GCGGCAGCAGGUGUAAUUUAGCACAGUUACGCAAAUAUAUAGUGCAAUUAAGUAGUGAUGAUGCCAUUGCAUUAAUUUUUUGAUCUAUUUUUUGAAUUAGUUAAGUUGUUGAGUGCUUCAAGACUGAGUUAUUCCUUCUUACGUCUUAAUUUGUUUUCUGGUUGACAGUAGAGUACUUGGAUAGGUCAGUGUUGUGGGUGGGAGGGAAGAGCUCGCUUCAUGACGCCCGUCCUGACAUCACUUAUACUGGGCUACUGAGAUGCGUCGCUGCGUGGAUAUGAAGCCAGAGCGGCUCGCUCGAGCCGCACCGACACUUACAGCUGUCACCGAGAUCAUGUGCGAGGCACGCUCGAGCCAAGCAAGCCGUGCUGAGUGACCACAGACUGGACAAACAUUGGGAAAUGGACUUUUAGACAACGUACUGCUUUGAAGUGCUUGGACAUAUACUGCUUUGAAGUGCUUGGGUUCUUUUUAAGGUGACUUUCUCCACUCAGGAAUGUAACAACGACACAACGAGUUUUCAGUGCGUGAAGAACAAAGACAAAGAUUUAGCAGAGAAGUAAUUUAUCAGCAUUUUGAAUUCUUCCUGAAAACUUGUGAAAAACGCCGAGGGAAAAUUGGCUCUUCGCCGCGCGCUACUGCGCGCUCUCUGGAGAUUUAUAUUUAAAGAUUAGUUCUCCGUGGAGACUCGUGCAUCUGGGUAACCUAGAUUUAAACAUUCCAACAAAUUUCGGUAAACUCUUUAAAAACUUUUUAAAUGUCAAUGUUGCAUUAAAACAUAUUAUUCCAUAUAUUUUACAUAUUAGCAAAUAAUUGUACAGUGCCGCGGAUGCUGACAUAACUCUGUUGUUAUUUUUUGCCACUCAUGUUUAUUAGUUUUUUUAUUUAAUUAAACGUCCAGAAUUUAAUAAUUUACCGAAGAAACUAGUUCAUAACAUAUCAACAAACUUAAACGAUAUAAAGACACAUCAAAGCAUCUAAUCUGAAAUUACAUUUAUUUGAAGGCUGUGGUGAAAAUGACGUUAAUAGUAAGUUUAUUGUGACUAGAGAAAUAAAUACAGGCGCAAAGAUGUGAUAGAAACGGUGGCUAACGCAAUCUUUACAGAGGUUAGCCAUGUAUUCAUUCGUUUAUACAUAAAUGGGUUUCCUUUAACGUACAUAUUUAUAUUAUUAUUAAUGUUUUCAUUAUUGUUUAUACAAUAUUUUUUGUUUUUAUUAAACUAGCAAAUAAAUCGAAUCAUUAAAAUCUCCCCAAAUUAGAAUUCCAGUUGAGAAGAGUAGUGCACGUGCACGUCAGUGGCCGCGCUCUGGCAGUCAUGGAAAGCGCGUGCUCUGCCGACGCGGGUCUGCAUGGCCAUAACACAAGCAGCUCUGUAGGCACAUCUUCACCAACAUGUAACCAGAGCUUGCUAAAACUCUCUCCAUACACUCCAGAAGCCACAGCAGCGUUUGCGACGGCCAUUACGCUCAUGAUUAUUUUCACGAUUGUUGGCAAUAUUCUGGUCAUCAUAGCUGUGUUAACUAGCCGCUCACUCAGAGGACCCCAGAAUCUGUUUUUGGUCUCUCUCGCGGCCGCGGACAUCUUAGUGGCCACGCUGAUCAUCCCAUUUUCCCUGGCCAACGAGUUGAUGGGCUACUGGUAUUUCCGCUCUGUGUGGUGUGAGAUUUACCUGGCAUUGGAUGUGUUAUUCUGCACUUCCUCAAUAGUACACCUGUGUGCCAUUAGUCUAGACCGCUACAUGUCCAUCUCGCAUGCUGUUACGUACGGUGCCCAGCGGACACACAAGCGCAUCAAAUGUGCCAUUCUGGUGGUGUGGCUGAUCUCGGCAGUAAUCUCCUUUCCGCCCCUCCUCUCUAUGAACAAGAAUCAAGGUGGGGUGGAUUCAGAUCCCCAGUGUCAGCUCAACGAUGAGCGCUGGUACAUCCUGUACUCUACAAUUGGUUCUUUCUUUGCACCCUGUCUGAUAAUGAUAUUAGUCUACAUUCGAAUCUACCAGAUCGCCAAACAGCGCACACGGUGUCCACCUGGAGAGCCCCGGAAAGAGAUCCCAGCCAACGCCGUAAAGGGUCAGCAAAACGGGACAGGAGAUGAAACAACCGCUACUACACAUAAAGCCUCCACAAUGGUCAGACCUCCCACUCUAGCUGUGUCCAAAGUGGAGACCGGUCAGCUGUGUGAAACAAAGCCUGUUAGCAACCCAGUCUCCAACAACCUCCUGCAGCCCCCUUCAUCAGCUCAGACACCGACCCCUCCGUGCCCAUCCCCCACCCCAUCCAAUUCAUCCGAUAUCGCUCCCAGUAAACCCAAAGGGAAGCGAAAGGAGAAAAAGACCAAUAAAGUACCCGACAAUAAUAACGGGGAAAGCAUGAGCUCUGACUCGGACACAGAGCAAGGCGGGCGGGGGGCAGAGGUGCCCUGCACUCCUAUCGUGACACCAACCGGCAUCCAUUCUCCUGCAACAAUACAGAAAUACAGAGACAUGAUAGCCACAGCAAAAGGCGCAAAGCUGGUGGCACGAAGAACGAGGCAGGAAGGAACGGCCAACUCCGCACGCCGCAAAGCCAUGGUGAACCGCGAGAAACGCUUCACAUUUGUAUUAGCGGUCGUGAUUGGCGUCUUCGUCGUCUGCUGGUUUCCCUUCUUCUUCUCCUACAGCCUACAGGCCGUGUGCCCAGAAACCUGCACCCUCCCAGAGCCCAUCUUUAAGUUCUUCUUCUGGAUCGGCUACUGCAACAGCUGCCUAAACCCAGUCAUCUACACCAUCUUCAACAAAGACUUUCGCAGAGCCUUCAAAAAGAUCCUCUGCAAGAACACCAAAGGCACAUUUUUCUAAACUUCCCGAGGUGGAUUGUCUGUUCGGAUAACAAACUUACAGCUAUUCAGACUACGAAACGCACAAUAACAGUGCUGUUGCAAUGUAGAUGAAGGGCUUUUGUGCAGCCCAGUUAGUCAAGGACAUGAUGCUACUCUUGUACUAAAUGACUAUUUUGUCAGGUUACCGCCUCAGGCUUUGGAUUCCAGGACUUAUUAAUGAGACUUAUCCAAAAAUAUUUACAGCAGCAGGGGAGGAUUGGGGGGGUGCUCAAAUAAAUUUAGUGAGACUAUUUCACACCUGCAAAGACAAGGCACAGUGCGUGGAGCAAAAGAUUAAGGUUUUCAUUUUUUGUUACUUUGCUUUCCAGGAAAUGCAACCUUGGGGAUAAUGCAAAUAUGGAUUUUUAAUGUAAACCCUUCAGAUUCCCUCAUAACACUUCCUAUGCUUAUGGACAUAGAGCAUUGUUUCCGAACAAAAUUUCCAAGUCAAAAAUAUUCCCAUGGAACUCCUUGCCACGGGCAAAGUGUAUGCAAUGUGUAUGCUGAUGCAAGUUUUUCCAGGCGAACAUUAAAGCAUCUUGUUACGGAUCCUCCCUAGUGCAGGACCAUAGGGGAGAUCCCCUGUCAUGCCCAUCUCUUUUCUUCCUCUGAUGCAGACAGGCUUUGUGAAUACAGAACACCUGUCAUGGAUGGGUAAAGACCUUGAUAUCUCUUUUUAAGGCUUGGACGCAAUGACUUUGCGAAAGAAGGGUCAAGAUUGGCUCCGCGUUUGAUAUAUAUAUAUAUACAAAAUGUGCAUAAAAUGUCUUUUCUAAUGUUUUGUUCUAUAAAAACAUUUAAAAUGCAUCUUCUAUAUAGACUUUAACCUCCUGAUCUGAUGGACGGGUUUGGAGGUGCCUGUUCUGACUUUGUUCAGCACUUUUCUUUGUAUAAAGGAACAAUAUUUGUUGGUAUAAACUGAUCUACCACACCCUGACCAUUUAGCAGGGUGAUACUUUGGGACUAAGGGCUGAUAGCGAUGAUGCUUUCUAUUUCUUUAGUCAUUACCUUUUUGCUAAUGAUUGUGUGUGUGUGUGUGUGUGUGUGUGUGUGUGUGUGUGUGUGUGCAAAGCAAAUACUGUGAAUAGGUAUGUGUUGUGUCUGACUGCCAUGUAUGUUUGCUGACGUAUGGUGCGUGUGAAAGGGUGUGCGUUGUUUGUGUGAAGCUUUCAUUGCUUGGAUGAUGGUGUGUGUGCUUGUAAAGUUCACACCCCUCCCCGAUUUCACAGGCACUGAUUGGACUAAAUACGGUAUGAAUGUUUGAUAAAUGUGGCUGGUAUGUCAUAUCUGCCAUCAUAUGCCAGCGCUAAUAUUUGUGCCAAUGCUCUUACAUGUUUGCUGCUAAACUCAUUUAGUAUUUUUUCAAACCGACGAUACAAAGCGUGUACUUUGCCACAGUGAGUUCGUUCCCCCCCAAAUAAUGAUAAUAGUUUUAUAAAGCUAAAAUCAUUCAGGUCCUUUUGAACGGAGUAAUGAAAGCUGUAAAUUAUUUUGGUUGCGUGGAUGAUUUUGUAUUUAUUUAUCUUUCUAUUUCCUCUUGUUUCCAUUUUUCUUUUUCCAAGGGGAAAACAGACAUUUGGGGAGUACAGUUUCAGUUAAAGGGAUAGCUCACCCAAAAAAAUCAUGUUGUUUUGUAUAAAUAUUUUUUUCUGAAGAAAUUUUGAUAAAUAAUGAUAAGCACACAGCUGGAUUGACUACCAUAGUAGGAAAAACAAAUUGUACAUGUAUGGAAUUAAAUGGGAACCAUCAACUCCGUGCUUACCAUAUUUUAUUAAAAUAUCCUCAUCAUUAUUUAUCACAAUACUUAUUUGUUUAUUCUACUAUGGAAGUCGUGGUUUUCACCAGCUGUGUGCUUAUCAUCAUUUAUCCAAAUUUCUUCUUUUGUGUUCAUCAGAAUUUUUUUUAUACAGGUCUAAAACAACAUGAAAGUGAAUAAAUGAUGACAGAAUUUACAUUUUUAGGUGAGUUAUCCCUUUAAAGCAAAUGGAUUAAAAGUCAGCACUGUACAUUUUUUUUGUUUGAUUCCUUUAUCCAUGUCAGGGCUGCAUUCUCAAAAGCUUUGCGAUUUACAGACCUCUUGCAAGUGUAUCUCUUUUGCCUCCCGGACUUCUCUUUCACCAGUGUAAUGCUUUUGGUUUUCAAACUCUCUAUAAAAUAAAACCGUUCAGCUGUG